UCAUGCGUAUGUGUGUGUGUGUGGUCAUGCAUUGUGCGCCUGAGAGCAUGUGAAUGCGCGCAGUGGUCAAUAUGGUCGUGCUUAGAGGGACGGCGCUCCUUCCCUACGUUCUGCUGUCGGCCAUCUUGGUGCUGUUGGUGUUGGUUGUGUGGCUCCCCCAGGGUGAUGUGUCAGACUGUGGCCCCGCCCACUUUCCAUGUGUGAUGACGUACAGAAAAAGGCCUCCACUGGUCAUCAAUGAGGGGUUGGAGUUUAUCUCGCCCCUCAUCCAGGAGUGCCCUGGCCAAUCGUUUCAGGUAUGGCGUCUGCUGCACUUCUUGAUGUCCAGCGUGAGCGUUAGCGAUGACGUCCUGCUGGAGCCGUACCUGCAGAGUUGGGAUCAGCUGAUCAUUUUCAUGGAGUCUCUGGGUCCCGUGGUCAGCUUCUUCUCUCAGAAGGUCAGCGACAAGGUGGCGCUGAUACGACAGUUGGCUCGCCAACACCAGGAGCGUGGAUUGGAGGGCGAGGCAUACCGCUCUGUGAGCGCCAUGGUGGAGGCGGAGCUAAAAGAAGGGGUGGUCCACUUUUCCCACCGCACGGAUUCAGGCUGCAGGACGCUGCUGCGUUUGCACCGAUCGUUGCUGUGGCUUGCCAUGACACUGGACGGACUGACGCACACGCCCGACGCGCAUGGGCACCUCAAGACGCCUGGCGAGCUCAGCAGGGAGGCCUACCAGGUGGCGCUGGCUCCCCACCACUCGUGGGUGCUGCGACAGGCCGCCGAGCUCGUCUUCCUUGCCCUCCCUGACAGGAACCACUUUUUGCGGCUGGUGUGUGUGCAGAGCCAGCGGGAGGCGGAGCCUGUCCUGCGUGUCGUCAUCAACGCUUUACAGGUGGUCCACGUCAGAAUUCAGCUGAUUCUGGAACAGAACGGAAUGCUGGAGCUGCCCUGAAACCAUCCAGGUCACAUGACCCACAAACAACAGCAACGUGCAUGCGGACCAAACUACUGUAUUGACCCACAUGUUCCAUAUGAGUCUGUGGAGGACUAAUGCCUUAUUCAGUAGCCCCCUGCAGACUUGCUCUCAAUGAAUAAAGAUGACAUUGAAAAUGUUCCCAUUGAAAAUGAAUGUGCAAUUUAAACGGCGUCCUCUGCUGGUGAAAAAUAAUUCAAUAUUUUCCAUUACUGAAUCAUUCUGUUCAGUGUACAGCAAUGACAUGGCUUGGGUGGUUAGAGCAUGUGGUUCUCAAUCCAAAGGUUGCAGGUUCA
Dunckerocampus dactyliophorus (ringed pipefish) is the source of this 1249-nucleotide messenger RNA. It is a transcript of the gene gltpd2a, whose product is annotated as glycolipid transfer protein domain containing 2a. Gene Ontology annotation, cellular component: cytoplasm; membrane; cytosol. Gene Ontology annotation, molecular function: ceramide 1-phosphate binding; ceramide 1-phosphate transfer activity. The transcript has 6 exons. Bases 54 to 932 code for a protein of 292 amino acids. Gene Ontology annotation, biological process: intermembrane lipid transfer; ceramide transport. NCBI's taxonomy places the organism in Eukaryota, Metazoa, Chordata, Actinopteri, Syngnathiformes, Syngnathidae. The record is from RefSeq and is a predicted model, not a curated record.